AAAGUUGGUGUUAAUCAAAAGAUUAUCUAGGAAUGAUGUGUCUUCAGAUUCUAAUUAAAGACUAUAGUGCAGGGGAUUCCAGAGGUUACGAAAAUGCCUGUCAGGAGCAUCGUUAUUCAUCUAAAAACAGUAAAAACUGGUCUAUUAUUUUCUAGAUUGAAUUAGCUUUAAAGACCAUUGACUGCUCAUUGUCUCCUAAAGAAUAAGGUACUUCACAAAGUUUAUUGAUUGGAUUUUAACCUUUAGUGCUGAAAGUGUGUCUGCUUACUAAUUUUUUGUCCCAUGACUGAGAACCCAUCUUUGACAUCAUAGCUGUUUCUUAGCAACCUCACCGACUUAAGCAGACAGCCUUCUCUGUUUUGUAGGGUAGAGAGUGCAGGCUAAGAGUCAGGUGUACUGUACCUCCUCCCACUGAGCAGAUGUCUUUGGUCCCCCUGGGAGAGAAUAUUUGCAGCAGGGAGAGGAGCUGCCUCUGAUGUAGCCUCUCGCUAAUCUGAGUGGGUGUCAUGGCCCUUGUCUUGUGAAUUUGCACUUCUUUUUAAAAUUCCUUACACACAGUGUUUGACACCUUAUAAAGUGUUUUCAUGUGCACUAUAUCAUUUGAUGCCCCAGGUGACCUUCCUAAAAAAUGCAAGGUCUUCACUUACAAAGGAAGAAAUAGAAAUUCAACAAGUCACUUAUCUUCCAGUGUACAAUUAAUCAUUUUUAUAGAAGUGUAGAAACACUGUUUUUUUGUACUGCAGUGUUUUCUUACUUGGUCAGAUUUAACUCGGAAUUUUGAAACUAUUAUGAUGCCACAAUUGAGAGGGAAGGGAAAAGGGUAAGGAAGAGUGUGACCUAUGUGUUUGGGCUAAUUUGGAGUCAUUUCUGCUUUUGAAGUCUUUUCACCCUUUUUCUCUCAAGAGGUGGCUUCAAAUUCGUUAGGAGCCUGUGAAAAGAAUAUAGAUAGUAAAAGGAUGCUUUUUGCUUUCUACUGCCCUUUUUUCCCCCUGCCUCGGGGCCUUACUUGUAACAACUUGAACUUCCCUGUGCGUAGUAAUUUUUAGUGUACUCGGGAGCAUUGUUAUUGAUGACGUGCACAUCGCUUUAUGUUAGAGGAAGUAAGCAAUGACAGUGGAGGACUGAGCACAAAUACCUGGAAGGUGCUGGCCAAAGUGGUGCCUUGCCCACUAGAUAUGAAGGCUUUGAUCGGGAGUUACAUCAUAGGAAACUUGGUGCUGUCUGUCUACCUGCCUUUCGUCACUGCUUCACCUAAAACUCUGGCCAUCCCUAAGAAGCUACAAGAAGCUAUGGGGAAAGUUAUUGUCAAUGCCACAGCCUGUACUGUCACCUGCGGCCUUGGCUAUAAGGAGGAGACCACCUGCAUGGUGGGCCCCGAUGGGGUGAGGAGGAAUUGUACAUCCCAGCGCUUGGAGUGUCUGACCAAUUGGAUCUGUGGAAUGCUGCAUUUCACUGUUCUUGUUGGGAAAGAGUUUGAGCUUAGCUGUCUCAGCUCGGACAUCCUGGAAAUCGGGAAGGAGGCAUUCCGCUUCACCUGGAGGCUUGCUCGGGGUAUCAUCUCAACGAACGAUGAAGUUUUCAAACCCUUCCGAGCCAACUCCCAUUUGGUGAGGUUCAGACCUGCUCGGGAGUCUGACUCCGGGACAUAUUGCUGUGAUGUGCAGCUGCUCAAAAACUUGAGACUGGUCAAGAGACUGUACUUUGGACUGAGAGUACUUCCUCCAAACCUGGUGAACCUGAAUUUCUAUCAGUCCCUUACCGAGGAGCAAAAAUUAGUUAAUGAGGGCUUGGAAGUUAAUUUGGACAACUAUUCCAAGCCUCACCGCCCCAAGUGGCAAAAGAAAGUGGCAUCGGCCAUGGGGGUAGGAAUAGUAGGUGGAGUAAUUGGUGGUGUGUUGGUGAGCAUUGCCCUCUGCAGGGUGCUGAGGGAGAAGCACAGCAACGACAUCCUCAAGAGCUUCCAAUCCUUGUUCCCGAGGGACCGGCUGCCUGAUGGUGGAUUGGUCAAAAGACCACACGAGGAUCAGGGAGGAGUAGCCUCACAGUAGCCUGGCAACAGUCUCCAGCUUCUUUGUGUCCUGGAUGGAGCUCUUCCUGAUUUCUCUACUGCCAGGUGCCCCAGAGUGGCCUGCUUCCUGGGAAGAGAAUUGUCUUUUAAGCUUGUAUUCAUCUCCUACCCCUUUUAACUUGUGUUCCUCCCAUCUCCAUUUCAUUCUUCUGGGCAAUAUAUUCAUAUAGAAGGAUGUAAGAAUAGCUUUUCUAGUGAAAACUUAUUUUUCUCUCUUCAAUAAAAAUGAUUCACAAUAGCAAUGUGGAAACCCAA
This is a messenger RNA of Cavia porcellus (domestic guinea pig), 2323 nucleotides long. RefSeq names its product transmembrane protein 81 (gene Tmem81). The record is from RefSeq and is a predicted model, not a curated record. NCBI's taxonomy places the organism in Eukaryota, Metazoa, Chordata, Mammalia, Rodentia, Caviidae. The transcript has a single exon. The coding region runs from base 1089 to 2048 and encodes 319 amino acids.